This is a messenger RNA of Pocillopora damicornis (cauliflower coral), 2897 nucleotides long. Its product is annotated as Golgi-associated PDZ and coiled-coil motif-containing protein. Gene Ontology annotation, biological process: negative regulation of protein localization to cell surface. Gene Ontology annotation, molecular function: transmembrane transporter binding. Lineage: Eukaryota; Metazoa; Cnidaria; Anthozoa; Scleractinia; Pocilloporidae. Gene Ontology annotation, cellular component: trans-Golgi network transport vesicle; Golgi apparatus; membrane. The record is from RefSeq and is a predicted model, not a curated record.
CCAACAUGGCGGUCGCCGUGUCAAUGUUUCGGUGGUUGGAUCUGUUAGAAAAAGAAUUUGACAAGACUUUUGUGGAUUUAGAUAUUUUGCUAGGAGAGAUUGAUCCUGAUCAAAGUGAGAUAACUUAUGAUGGAAGGCAGAAAAUGACUCAGCUAUCCUCUACCUUCGCACAGCUCGUUCACAAAGCGCAGACAAUUUUUCAGGGAAAUGCCAAAUUAGAGGCAGAGUUAGUAGCUCUUAGGCAUGAUCUGGUCGAAGAAAAAGCUGCCAAACAAGUCUUGGAGAAGGAAGUUAAUAAUUUGUUGCUACAGUUACAUGCUGUUCAACUUCAGCUACAUUCCAAUACUGGAAUGCCCCUGGAUUCUGAAAAUAUUAAGAACAAAUUAGAAAAUGAAAUGAGCAUAUAUAAAAACAAUGCCAUGAAGGAGGCUCGCAUGGACUGCCAAAUAAAACAAUUGGAAAAAGAAAACACAGGACUUAGGAACCACGUGUUUUCGUUGCAAGGAGAAGUAUAUGGAGCAAGACUAGCUGCCAAAUACCUUGAUAAAGAAUUAGCUGGAAGAAUACAACAAAUUCAGUUGCUUGGGCGUGACAUGAGAGGCAGUGAACAUGAUCAACUUUGGAACCAAAUUGAAGCAGAAAUACACCUACACAGGCACAAAACUGUGAUCAGAGCAUGCAGAGGCCGCAAGGACCCCAAUAACAAGGCCCCAGCACCACCACCUCCAGAACCACAAGCUUUAGAAGAUGAAGAUGAUUCUGAUAGUAAAGCAAGAAAGAGGAGAGGAAUUGGCGAACCCAGGACUGUAGUGAUUCAAAAAAGCAAAACAGAAGGGCUUGGAAUAUCCAUUACCGGUGGAAAGGAACAUGGUGUGCCAAUUAUUGUGUCAGAGAUACACGAAGGUCUCCCUGUAGACAGAUCAGGGGGCUUAUAUGUGGGUGAUGCCAUACUCGCCGUGAACGGUAUUGAUCUUCAGGAAGCUAAGCAUAGCGAGGCAGUGAAAGUGCUGUCCACUGUACAUGGUGAAAUAACACUUGAGGUUCUGUAUGUGGCCCCUGAUGAUUCCAGUGAUGAUGAGGAUACCUGGGAGGAAGACGAAGGACAGAGGUACAGCAUGCUGGGAAGAGUUGAGGACCCAGCAAAUGAACUGUCUAAUGGUGAUGUAUACAUGACAAACUCAAAAAGAGAUUCCAAUAAAAUCCAGACCACCGAGCAGCGGAGUCCCCCUUCAUCGCCUCGUUCAGCACCGUACCUUCCGUCGCAUCCUGGGGCGGCGCAACCAGUCAGUGCUUCUCCUGAAUCAGCAAAGAAGUACCGCAACCCAGCUACAAUACCAGAGACGUUUUCAACGACAGUGGAUAGCAGAGGAAACAAUUCCGAGUUGUCAUCAAGAUCUAGUUCACAGUCGUCGUUAUCUUUAGCUUCAACGCUUUCGCCGCAUCAAACCGGAGGAUUGAAUGUCGGGAGGUUGGAACCUUUGAUACAAACUCCUUCCGAAGGGGAAGAUACAGGCUCAGAGCUGUUUUCACCAUCGACGUAGCGAAAAGGAUAGCUGUAGAAUCAGUUGUGCUGGGAAUGUGAGAGGUUUAUUGAUACUAAUAAGCAGGUCCUUGGAGCAGUCCACGGAAUCUUUAAGUGUUACACAAUUAAAUCUCUUUGAUUGGUGUUAAUGGAUGCAGUUUUUGGUAAGAACGUCUUGCUAGGACGAAUGUAGGGGAUGAAGUCUCAAAAUGAACGCUAAUCUUUAGAAAACAUCAGAAAAGAAAUGCCACUCUACAGCGACACAAAGCAAUGUGCUCUAAAAUCAGGCAUGUAAGACUCGUUUACCAAAAUUUGGAUUGUUUCGUGUUCGAUGUUUUUUUUCUAAAAUUUCCUAAUUUCACAAUUUACAAUCAAGUGGCUGUAACCAUUUAGCUAUAUGAAGGGUUUUUCCCCCUUUUCUUCCCUCUUUUUUUCUGAUGAUAAUUAUGUGUCACUCAGAGAAAACAAACCAACUGACAAUCAAACACUUCAUCACUUUUAUGUUGAACUUGAUGAGGGUAGAAUUGUUGAAAUUUCCUACCGUAAAUUAGCUCUCUAAAAAAGACGAACUUAAUCAUGGAGACUAUGGUCAAAGUCUUCUCAUGACAUGAAGGAAAUUCUUCGUCAGUCUCCCCGAAGCCCAAUGCUGGCUUGGAAAAAGUCUAAUCAAAGGCUUUUUGACCUUUUCAAUUGCAAUAAUCAGGCUACGGUAAAAAAAUUAUUGAAUAUUACAGAAAAGUACCAAGAGAUUUAUGUGACGCACUGUCUGAUUGGUCAGUCAGACCUGUCCCCAGGUUUUCAAAAAUCCCAAUUUCGUUUUGUCUCUGUCUUCAGAAUAAUGUUAUGGGGAUCUUCUUUGUGCAGACUCACUAAACAUUACUCCUUAACCUUCUCCUCAAGUGUGACGAAGUUGCCUUGCCGUCGCUAAAUUGGCGACAAGACUAGCUUUGCGCUGCACAACAGCGUUUAGGUCGUGUAACGUUGGCGGUGAGAUUUUCGAUUCGUCUUAAACUUCUCGUUUUGAGGGAGAUGACCAAAUUAAGAGUAUAUAGAAGUAAUUGAUACUGUAUGAAUUGUGAAGAGUGAAGUAUAAAUUGUAUAAAGAGAGAAAAUUUAAUUUUGGGGGAUUUUUGCACUUACGUUUCUGCCAUGAUACGAUAGAUAUUUGUGAUGUCACCAGAGAAUUAUUCUUUAGGAAUAGAUUUCGCUUUGUCUCGUACUUAUUUCAAUGUGCGAUUUUUAAAACCUUUAAAGACAUGGCUUAAAGAAAUAGAAUUAACUAAAUACGUUGGUAAAUAAAAGGCAGUCUAUGACUGCAUGUGCCACUGUUGUAAAGUUGUGGACUACUGCAAUAAAAAUGCAAUGUGGCGUACAA